Messenger RNA from Scylla paramamosain (green mud crab), 1244 nucleotides. RefSeq names its product octanoyl-[acyl-carrier-protein]:protein N-octanoyltransferase LIPT2, mitochondrial-like (gene Lipt2). Gene Ontology annotation, cellular component: mitochondrion. Gene Ontology annotation, molecular function: lipoyl(octanoyl) transferase activity. Lineage: Eukaryota; Metazoa; Arthropoda; Malacostraca; Decapoda; Portunidae. Gene Ontology annotation, biological process: protein lipoylation. The transcript is spliced from 4 exons. The record is from RefSeq and is a predicted model, not a curated record. The coding region runs from base 380 to 1087 and encodes 235 amino acids.
UGAAAAUGGCUCGUCAUAGUAAGAUUCAGCUGGAAGUUCUUCGCCUGUACAAGCAGUGUCUCCGAGCAGCUGAAAAGAAGCCAGGGUUCUAUGAUAAUGUUCAGUAUGAGUUUAGAAAAAAUGCCACCAUUCCAAAGACGGAAAUCCUGCGCGUGGAACACCUGCUGAGACAGGGAUGGCGCAAGCUUAAGAUGAUGCAAGACCCUUUUGUCAACAGCAUGGGCCGCUUCCAAAAGUGAACAAUGUGUCAAUCUUAGAUGAAAAAAUACUAUAUGUUGUGCCUUUGGAAUUAAAUUUUCAACUUGAUAAAAGCUAAAGAAAUUUGGUCAUCAGGUCAGUGAGAAAUUUAAUUGUGUUAAAUACUUCCUGCCUUGUAAACAUGGGAAGUAAGGUUAUUUAUUUGCACAAACUGGGACGCAUGCCAUACUUGGCUGCCUGGGAGCUCCAGAAGAGGAUAGCAAUGCAGGUGAUGAACAACAUAAGGUGUGGAAGGGAGCCUGGCCACCGCCUGCUGCUGGUGGAGCAUGACCCAGUGUAUACAACAGGACUCCGUAAAGAUGAUUAUACGCCAGAAGUAGAGGCAGAACUGCGACAGACAGGAGCAGACUUCUACCGAACCAACCGUGGUGGCCUCAUUACCUUCCAUGGGCCAGGACAACUGACUGCCUACCCUAUCCUCCACCUUAAGUCCUUCAGCCCUGGCAUCAAGUGGUAUGUGUGUGCCUUAGAGCGCACAGUGAUACGCACACUGAGGGUGCUGGGCAUCACUGCACAGACAUCUCCCCACACCGGCGUGUGGGUGGGAGACAACAAAAUAUGUGCAUUAGGUUUGCAAGGUCGCCAUGUUACGACUCACGGAUUGGGCCUCAACUGCAACACAGACCUGCAGUGGUUUGACCACAUUGUGCCGUGCGGCAUCCCAGACAAGGGUGUCACAAGUGUCACCCGGGAGCUGGGAAGGGAAGUGACUAUACAGGAAGUGGAGCCACACUUUCUAGAGGCAUUUUCAGAGAUAUUUAAUUGUAAAGUUGUGAUGAGCCAGCCUGAUUUUGAUGAAGCUAAAGGCAUACCAUCCCAUCAUGUAUAGCAUUUAUCAUUUUUUAAAAGUAGAAUUGAUUUUAAUUUUGAGCUUUUUGUGUGAUUGCUGAGGUUCAAGUCAAACUUUGAGGAGGUAAUUUAUUGUUUUCAUGUUACUGAUGUUGGUGGAAUCUUUGCAAAUAUGUAAAUAUAUUCUGUGAAUAUUG